CAAAUAAUUUGAGGCAUGUGUUAACUAGACACAAAGGCUUGGAUUCUAUGAUGGUGUAUAUGGAGUGAAGCUAAUAAUGUCUAACUCCCAACAUCACAACUUUGCUCGGCCAGAGUCCAUCUCAAAAGGAAAAUCAUCUGUGUCCUCAGGCAGAAGUGCCCACAAGAGGGAGUCAGGUAAACCUCACAGCAGCCGGUCCAGCGGUGCUGAGGACUCCCAGCAUGUCGGAAAGUACAAGCUGCUCAAGACCAUUGGCAAGGGGAACUUUGCUAAGGUCAAGCUGGCUAGACAUCUACCAACAGGAAGAGAGGUGGCAGUAAAAGUGAUUGAUAAAACCCAAAUGAAUCAGACUAGUAUUCAGAAACUCAACCGAGAGAUGAAAAUUAUGAAGAGACUCAAUCAUCCUAACAUAGUCCGCCUUUAUGAGGUGAUAGAAACAGAGAAGACGUUGUAUUUAGUAAUGGAGUAUGCGAGUGGAGGUGAGGUGUUUGACUAUCUUGUAGCUCACGGCAGGAUGAAGGAAAAGGAGGCCCGGCAGAAGUUCAGACAGAUCGUAUCAGCAGUGCAGUACUGUCAUCAGAAGGGUAUAAUCCACAGAGAUCUUAAAGCGGAAAACCUGCUGCUGGACGCGGAAAUGAACAUGAAGUUAGCAGACUUUGGGUUCAGUAACGAGUUCACAGCCGGCACUAAGUUGGACACGUUCUGUGGCAGUCCGCCCUACGCUGCUCCGGAGCUCUUUCAGGGUAAGAAGUAUGAUGGACCUGAAGUUGACGUGUGGUCGUUAGGUGUCAUACUCUACACUCUCGUAUCAGGAUCCCUGCCCUUUGACGGACAGAACUUAAAGGAGCUCCGAGAACGUGUGUUGCGGGGAAAGUACAGGAUUCCUUUCUAUAUGAGUACUGAUUGUGAGAAUCUGUUGAAGAAGUUCCUUAUCCUUAAUCCUGUGAAGCGACAUUCGCUCGAGGCUAUAAUGAAUGACAGAUGGAUGAACACAGGGUACGAAGAUAACGAAAAAUUGCGUCCUGCCUUGGACAAGCAAGCCGAGGCAUUCGACCAAGACCGAAUAGGUAAAGCAUUCGAUCUGGACAGAAUAGAAAUAAUGUUGAAGAUGGGAUACAGCAAGAUAGAGAUUCACCGGGCAUUAUCAGAACUGGCUUUUAACGAGGUGUACGCUACAUACCACCUCUUGGGCACGAAGCCUACCAAAGCUGAUUCCUCCUCCAACCUCUCCACAGAGGGCUCAGUUCCACACUCCUCUCCCAGACGUGGCGGAGGUGUUGACGCCUCCAAACGGCCCGGAUCCGUCAAACCCGCAGCUAAACCCAGCGGAAUUAACAACGAACAGGGGAGAAGGCGGACUGUAACAGCUCCUAGGAUUAAUAGUUCAGCUUCUUCUAGGGGGAAUAAUAAUUCAGACUACAGCAACAACCACGCGAAAGUGACUAAACCGGAGGGAACAGCAGCUAACCCGGAUAAGUCGGAGAUACCUAACAAGAACGAAGUGGGCGCCCCAGACAGGAGACACACGAUCUACUACACAGAUGGAAACACAACUAAUGAGACAAUGAUGCAGAAUAUCAUGGCCAAGAACCUCAGGAUAGCAGCCUCCCCCACCACCAAGCCCUACAAAGUCUCCUCUACCUCCUCCUCUUCCGCCGCUUCCGGUCAGAGCACUGGUGUAUCUAAACACGGACGGACUCAGAGCUCGUCAGGAGUCGGACACAACCGCUCAAACCAGAGAAUUAGUCCUAGCCCACCCUCAACAACGAACAGAACCAAUAGUGCAGUAGGAUUCCAGAGCAGUAGCCCUCACACGACUGACGGUUUCCACUCGCGGCAAACACCACACCGGAGCACGUUUCACGGAAACACGCGCGGACAAAAACGCUGGCCUCCCGGAAGUAACUCAACAAGUACACCUUCAAAUCAGUCGGCUAACGAUCGCAAUCGUUCAUCCAACAUCCUUUCCCGGAUCACCAACAAGUUUAAAGGCAGCAAUUCCAAACCACCAGAAGGACAGUAUGCUAAGUUGGAAAGUGAACCGAUGCCUCAGAUAACAAAAGAUAACGUCUCCCUCUAUAACUCCUUUAUAGAUGGCGCUGAUCUGAUUAUAAACCAGUCGGACCACAGUUUACACAGUGACUUUACGGAACAUUCCGAACAUUGUUUACAUACCCCGGAACAAAACGGGAAGCUGACAGCGAGUACAGAUUUAACAGCAGGAAGUGACGGUUUGGACGAGAAUAGUGUUGAAGUGGUUAAAAAACCAGCCAAACCACAGCGUACCUCCAUCAGUGACUCCUCGCAUGUGUCUCCUCCUCCCAUACUCGACCCAAUCAUACAGAACAGUCUGACGCACAGUGGUAUAAACAACCAACAAGCAGUCCCGCUGAGUAGAAACCGUCCCGCCUCCGAGCGACACAGAAAACGAGAUCCCGCACGUGGGCCUGUGCGCGGCGUUACCUCUGAAAAACAGCCAGACACAGUUGUGGUAGAGAAGUCUUGUACAAGGAACCGACCCAAAUCAGAUAGAUACGUGAAGCACAAAGGAGGGGGAGGCGGUGGAACAUCGUUUGACAGACGCGCACUACAAGACACACUUCGACCAUACGACACAAGUAACACAAGCACUGACGAUCUGUUUAUAAACCCUGACCCUGUGGUAACGAGAGGUUCCAGAAACAGGUUAUCUGGCUCUAGGUCUAGAGUCGCUGAUUCUGGUUCAAGGACCAGGAUAUUUGACUCUGGAUCCCGGAACAGGUUACCAGAUUCUGGCUCUAGGUCCAGGCUAUCGGAGGCAGGUUCCAGGGGCAGGUUAACAGACAGAUCGACUGACAAACCAAGGGUGGUGGGCCGGAAUAGGUCCUCGUCCGAACGAACCAGGGACAAAAAACCCGGGAACAUACACGAUCACGACGUUUACGAACUGCAAGCUAGACCAAUCACAUCGCUGAUACAACGACGACGUGCUACGUCCGACCGAAAUCUCCGACACAAAAUCCUCGAAAACAACAGCACAACAGACAUGGACAGUUCCAGUUUUAGGUCGACGCAACUUCAAAACGACUCCGAGUCCAAACCGCGCUCUCUGAGAUUUACAUGGAGCAUGAAGACUACCAGUAGCAAGGAGCCUAACGAAAUGAUGAAGGAGAUAACGCGAGUGCUAGAAUUAAACAACAUUGACUACGAACACCGAGAACGUUAUUUACUUCUCUGCGUACGGCCAGUCGACAAUGUUACCUCAGAUAACCUUAUUCAGUGGGAAAUGGAAGUUUGUAAACUCCCUAGACUAUCGCUGAACGGUGUUCGCUUCAAGCGGAUAUCAGGAAAUUCCUUGGCGUUCAAAGACAUUGCAGUUAACAUAGCUAAUGAAUUAAGACUGUAAUACACCCACUAAAUGUCAGCCUCCAAUCUGAUCUUGUUUACCAAGCCACGUGACCUCAUCACUCGGUCACGUGACCUCAUCACCCAGUCGCGUGACGUCAUCACUCAGUCGCGUGACGUCAUAUCAAGCUGUCACGUGACCAAUUCUUGAUCUUGUCAGGACAGGGUUUACAGUGCACGGCAGAUUCACAUGACAAUCUCAGUGUCAAGUUAAUUGGUUAAAUGAUAGGUAAUUGAUCAAUUAACUGAUUGAUCACUAAUGGAGAAAGUUGACUCAAAGCACAAAUAUUGCACGUGGGCGCGCGCCGUUGACCGGCCGCAUUAAUAUUCUGUAGAUAAUAAGCAUUUAUUAUUAAAUCUAUUGAUGGAUUUUCUUCCGAUCUUGAAAUUCAAUUUACAGCAAUUUAUUGGGAUGCAGAGCAGUUAACAGCUCCGCUUGCCACCAUUUGGUAUUGUAAUACUUUGAUAAAGUUGUGGAAUUUGAUUUUCGUAGAUAUAAUGAUCACAUAUUUUAGUCCCUUCCCCUUCCCCACCCCCCUAAAACUUGUAAAUGAGAUGUAUGUAUGAUUUCUGGCUGUCGUGAAACUACGGUCAUCCCCCUAUCACGUCAUCAAUUGUAACAUUAUGACGUCAUGUUUUGUUAGCUGGAUAAGCUAAUCAAGUAUAACGUGGGUAAUUUGAUAUGAAUCUACUUAAAUAAUUGGAUACAAUUAACCCGCCUGGUUUUGAUAAUAGUGAUCAUAGUUUCACCACAGAACGAAAGUGAUUAUAGUUUCACAAAAUGAACGUGAUGACAGGAAUGAGUUUUGUAUCAUUGGACUUGGUUUUGAGACAGAAGUAUUUUUGAUAGAAAAUUGUACAAAGAUAAUCGAUUCUUUUAGUAAACUUCAGUUGAAACUGAUUUGUAGGAUAGAGUUAUAGUCAUAUAGAUUAAGCUAGAAAACAUGUGGAGCAGCUAAACAAAACCGGGCGAUCCGACUUUUUUAAAUUUAAAUACUUUUCCAUGACUGUCACUCAGUUUAGAUUUUAUGCUGGUCCAGCCCGGUACAAACGUAGCUGCCCAAAUCCUGACUUCACACGUAGUUCCAUUGUAUGUUCCUCUGCUCAUUUAUUACUCUGACAGUUUGCGGAGUUAGCACCGCACCGUCAGUCAAACUUCCGAUUUACGUGGUGGCGUAACAGAUUCUGCGGAGCUGUUGCCCUAACCGGAAUUUGGAGCUUUGCUGAUGAUGCGUUAACUUCUGUUAAUGAGCCUUAUAAAUAGAUUAUUGUUUAAUUAGUAGAUAAAUGUUAAUUAGUUAAUUACUAAUUACGAAGUGCAGGUAUCUGCAGUGUCACUUAUUGUAUUAAUUAAGUAACAUAAGUGCGCACUGAGGAGGGGUUGUUUGUUUUUUAUUAUAGUGAUGCCUUUCACCAAAGUUUUAUUUGCCAUUGAUCACAUUCAGGUGUCUGGAUGUUGGAAA
Messenger RNA from Bolinopsis microptera, 4847 nucleotides. Its product is annotated as serine/threonine-protein kinase MARK2-like. Gene Ontology annotation, biological process: intracellular signal transduction; microtubule cytoskeleton organization; protein phosphorylation. The record is from RefSeq and is a predicted model, not a curated record. Gene Ontology annotation, molecular function: protein serine/threonine kinase activity; ATP binding; tau-protein kinase activity. Bases 77 to 3385 code for a protein of 1102 amino acids. NCBI's taxonomy places the organism in Eukaryota, Metazoa, Ctenophora, Tentaculata, Lobata, Bolinopsidae. Gene Ontology annotation, cellular component: cytoplasm. The transcript has 22 exons.